Pocillopora damicornis (cauliflower coral) is the source of this 1856-nucleotide messenger RNA. RefSeq names its product uridylate-specific endoribonuclease B. The record is from RefSeq and is a predicted model, not a curated record. Gene Ontology annotation, molecular function: RNA endonuclease activity. Lineage: Eukaryota; Metazoa; Cnidaria; Anthozoa; Scleractinia; Pocilloporidae.
UAUAUUAUUUUAAGUCAUUUAAUGCAAAUUAUAAAAAGAGGCAGGUUGAUUACUUCUUACUCCUUCUUGGUGGUCUUAUCUUAAAGGUUGAGUUUGGCCACGUUCUCCUAGUGAGUUUAUUCACGUUUUCCUCGUUGUGAUCGUGAGGUUGACGUGGAACUCGUGAUAAGCCAUGUUCUUAAUUGAGUUAAUUUGUUAGUCCAGGGAGAGUAAAUCUCCCUGGUAAUAGAUUGCGGUUGACACCUUCUUGUUCCCAGAGGGAAUUUAAGGUGUAAACAGGAGAUACCCCUCAUGUUUCGCAACCAAAAGCAAUUUGGGGGGCGGUACUUGUGAACGCCUUUCUUCUUUAACUCUUGUGACCAAGAUGUUGUUAUGUAACAAUCUUUAAAGGUGAUUUUCUCUUAAGAUACCCUUUCAGGCAUAAAUAAUACUCGAAACCAAGGUUAUUUGUGAUUUUUAUAUUAUCGAUCUCGUUUCUGUUCUGGCCGAUCUCAACCGUAAAGGUAUGAAAAUUAAGGUCGAAAUUGAUUUUGUAAUUGCGUAAACAACUCGAAGGUGCAUACUCAGUAUGUGGGAACUGUAAUACGUAGUCAAGCGUGAUUCGCUUGUUGAGAUGGUACGAUGACGACACAAGAAGAUUGACGGCUUAGAAAUGUCAUCCGCAGUGUCACCUUCAUAAGCGCAGACUUAACUUUUCCCUGUCAGAUAGGAGUUAGUCCCCGUUGUGACAACUUGAGAAGAAAAGAAAUUAAAGAAGAAUCAACCAAACCAACAACGAGUGUUAGAGAAAUUACUUCUAACAAGCUGUCUGCGCCUGUGUAAGAGUGUGCAGCUUUUAAGUAGUUGCUCAACAUUGGAUUUUGUUUUUAUCCCGGGGAAAAUGCACCGCUCAAGUCUUCUUUUGCUGAAUUGUGUUCUGGUGAUGAGUCUCACCCAAGGAUCCACGAGUUUUAACAGCCGAACUGAUUUCGACAAUCUGUGUCAAAACAUCUGGAAUUCAGCCGGAAGCAAUCUGAAAAUCGGUCAAGAAAUAGUUCUGUAUUCUGGAAGAAAGGCAAAACCUUUAAUCACUUUGACAAAACAAGGAAAGGCAAAAGUACAAACGGAUGUUUUUGUUAAAUUUCAAGCUUUGUUAGACAACUACGAAGCAGACGAAAAUCUUCACGAGAAGCCAUCUGUUACCAAACAACGAGAGGAAGAUGCUUUUAUCGACGCCAUCAUCAAGACCAAUAGAGGACCAAUGCAGAUUGUUUUCGACUAUCUAAGAAAAAAAGGCAAAGUUUCUAUGAAGUGUAUCGAUCAAUUUAAGCCCGUCCUGAAGGAAAUGUGGUUCGAAAAAUACUCUAAGAGAGGACGGGGCCUAAAAUCUUCUGGUUUUGAACACACGUUUGUUGGAGAACUGGGGUAUAGUAGAGGCAGUAAUACUAAGAUCACCAAAGGCUUCCACAACUGGUUCCAGUUUCUUACGGAGCGGACAUUAGGAAGAUUGACAUAUCACCCUCCUCUUAUUUCCAAAGAUGUUUCUGUUGAGCCGGCCUUAGUAAGAGCGAGGUUCCAAUGGAGGGGGAAAAGGAAGCCUCCAGGCAGCAGCUUUUUCGUGGGCACCAGUCCUGAUUUUGAGAUGGCUUUGUAUACAGCUUGCUUCUUCGAGGGAACUAACUGCUCGUGUAAACUUAACGGGAAACAGCUAAGUUUCAAAACUAUUAAGUUCUAUAAUAAAAGGAACAUCCUCACAGCAUACCCAACAGUUUGAGAAAAAUGCGUCAGUGGGUACCCUGGUAGCGUCUUAGUCAGUCAUUUUCCAUGGCAAGGAAAGAAUGUGAAUAAAAAUAAAUGUCAUUUAAGUGUCAAAUUAA